Messenger RNA from Mytilinidion resinicola, 1621 nucleotides. Its product is annotated as thiolase. The record is from RefSeq and is a predicted model, not a curated record. The transcript has 3 exons. Bases 1 to 1338 code for a protein of 445 amino acids. Gene Ontology annotation, molecular function: acyltransferase activity, transferring groups other than amino-acyl groups. Lineage: Eukaryota; Fungi; Ascomycota; Dothideomycetes; Mytilinidiales; Mytilinidiaceae.
AUGGCUCCGCCGCCAGCAGCCCCUACCUAUGUCCUAGGUGUGGGCAUGACAGCUUUUGUCAAACCCUCUGGAAGGGCUGACUAUACCGAACUUGGUUUUGAGGCUGAUGUUAAAGCCAUGUUAGACGCCCAAAUCAAUUAUGACGAUGUUGACAACGGCAUUGCGUGCUAUGUUUACGGCGAUUCAGCAUGCGGGCAGAGAGUCUUCUAUCAGUUCGGGAUGACCCAGAUUCCGAUCUACAAUGUAAACAACAACUGCUCAACUGGAUCUACGGGCUUGAAUCUAGCCAGAAAUUUUAUAAGUCACGGGGUGGCAGAUUGUGUUCUGGUCGUCGGAUUUGAAAAAAUGUUUGCUGCAGGCAUUUCCACGGUUUUUGCAGACCGAGCGGAUCCCGUCGGAACCACGACGAUGAUGAUGAAAGAAACAAGGGGUCUCACUAAGGCGCCAAAUACUGCUCAAAUAUUUGGAAAUGCUGGGCGUGAAUACAUGGAGCGGUAUGGGGCAACGGUUGAUGAUUUUGCCGAAAUUGCUCGUAUCAAUCAUGAGCAUUCCCAAAACAAUCCAUACGCCCAGUUCAGGGACACUUGUACAUUAGAUGAGGUUAAAAACUCGAGGAUGAUAUAUGAACCUCUGACCAAACUUCAGUGUUGCCCAACGUCUGAUGGGGGUGCUGCUGUCAUUCUCGUAUCUGAAGCUUUUCUUGAUGCUCAGCCUCAUCUUAAGGAGCAGGCUGUUUUGAUUGCGGGACAAUGCCUCGCUACAGAAUCGCCGAAGCUAUUUUCUCAGAGUGCCAUUGACUUGUUAGGGUACGAAAUGGGGAAAUACGCUGGCAAGGUUGCAAUGAAAGAGGCGGGAGUCACACCAAAGGAUAUCGAUGUGGUCGAGUUUCACGACUGUUUCUCAACAAACGAAAUGGUCGCCAUCGAUGCUCUUGGUUUCACUCCUCUCGGAAAAGCACAUGAGCUUGUUCGUAAGGGCGACAUCACGUACGGUGGUGAAGUCGUUAUCAAUCCCUCUGGCGGUCUGAUUUUGAAAGAACUGCUCUGGCAACUGAGGGGUUGGGCAAAUAACAGGCUGGUUGAAAAUGCAAAGGUGUCAUUACAACACAAUUUAGGGCUGGGGGGAGCUAUCGUGGUUACGGUUUACAUAAGAGCUGACAGAAAGCCAAACAGAAUGGUGGAUAGCAACACUGUUGGAAAGAAGAACAAGCAGGGCUAUAAUCCCGCGGUUCAGCGAAAAGGUUUCACGGUUGCUCAAGCUGAGUCGGUCAGGAGCAAGACGAGGGCAUCGGCUUGGGCUUUAGGUGACACACAGAGCAAAGUGCUAGCUAGAUUUUAAGUACUAUGUCGUUGUGGAGUAAACCAAUGCAACAUGAUUUCAAUAAUGUCCAAUGCUUAGUUAGACUUACACCUCAAUCAUGAAUGCCACACCAAAACUAUGACUUGCAAGACAGAAGCGGUAGCGGACGGCACUCAGUAAACAUCAUAGGCUAUCACAGCUUAACAAUCGCUACCAGUAGCGGUAGCCGACUAGAGACUACCUAUUAGCCGGCUCUCUGAAAGACCAGUGUGUUGACGGUAGCUAAUCUAGCCGUUAGCCAUGACGUAAUUGAAGAUAAGUU